CUCUCCUCCCUCCUGCUCUCCUCCCUCCAGCUGUUUCUGUGGCUGAGUUCUGUCCCUGUCCCAUUCAGGGAAGCAGCCCCCGCUGCCAGCAGUGAGCUCAGGACGGAGCAGGGCCCCCAGGAAGUCUCCCGGUGGUUAGGGGUGUUCUAGCCGCUGCCCUCUGGGGGUUCAGAGGGGGAUCUUGAAUGAACGAAUGAAUGAACUGCUUUCUGGGCAAACUGCCACAGCCAGAGGAGCCGUGUGGUUGGGAGAAAGAAGCCUGGGUGCGCAAGUCUCUUCAACAGCCUUGAGUGGCCUGAAGUCACAGGGAAUCCUCAGGAAGAACUUCUGGGCAGAGACCAGCGGGAAGGUGUUUCUAGCUGUGCACAGGGACUGAUUGGCUGAGGACUCACAUUGGAGAGCUCCAGACAACAUAACAGUGAACGAGAAUGGAGUAUGAAGAUUAUAACACCUCCUUCAGUUACGAUGAUGAAUAUCCUGAUUAUUUAGACACAAUUUUUUUUUUGGAGGAGUCAGCCCCCUUGGGAGCCACGGUGACCAGGAUCGCCAUGGUGGUGGUCUACAUCAUCGUCUGCUUCCUCGGGAUCCUGGGCAAUGGUCUGGUGAUCAUCAUUGCCACCUUCAAGAUGAAGAAGACGGUGAACACGGUCUGGUUCCUCAACCUGGCGGUGGCAGAUUUCCUGUUCAACAUCUUCCUCCCGAUCUAUAUCACCUAUGUCGCCAUGGACUACCACUGGGUCUUUGGGACGGCCAUGUGCAAGAUCAGCAACUUCCUUCUCAUCCACAACAUGUUCACCAGCGUCUUCCUGCUGACCAUCAUCAGUUUCGACCGCUGCGUCUCUGUGCUCCUCCCUGUGUGGUCUCAGAACAACCGCAGUGUUCGCCUGGCUUACGUGGCCUGCAUGGUCAUCUGGGUCCUGGCUUUCUUCUUGAGUUCCCCAUCUCUUGUCUUCCGAGACACAGCCGACAAUCAUGGGAAAAUAGCCUGCUUCAACAACUUCAGCAUGUCCGCAGCUGGGUCUUCCUUGUGGCCUGCUCAACCCCAGGUGAACCCUGUGGGGUACAACUGGCACAUGGUGGUGACCAUCACCCGCUUCCUCUUCGGCUUCCUGGUCCCAGUCCUCAUCAUCACAGUUUGCUACCUCACCAUUGUCUGCAAGCUGCGGCGCAACCGCCUGGCCAAGACCAAGAAGCCCUUCAAGAUCAUUGUGACCAUCAUCAUUACCUUCUUCUUCUGCUGGUGCCCCUACCACACACUCAACCUCCUGGAGCUCCACCACAUUUCCAUCCCUACCUCCGUCUUCACCCUGGGUUUUCCUCUGGCCACUGCCUUCGCCAUUGCCAACAGCUGUAUAAACCCCAUUUUGUAUGUUUUCAUGGGUCAGGACUUCAAGAAGUUCAAGGUGGCCCUCUUUUCCCGCCUGGACAAUGCUCUAAGUGAAGACACAGCCCACUCUUCCUACCUCAGCCAUAGAAGCUUUACCAAGAUGCCAUCAAUGAAUGAGAGGACUUCAGUGAAUGAGAGGGAGACCAGCAUGCUAUGAGCCUCACUGGGGAGCCCCUCAAUGGACCCUCUCAACCCAGGGGCACUCAAGGAUAUGUCUUCUGAAGAUCAAGGCAAGAACCUAUUUAGCAUCCGCCAAUUUCCACUGCAUUUUUCAUGGGGAUGAACAGUGUUUUACACUGGGAAUCCACGCCUGGAACCCUUUUCUCCAAGUGGACAGAAUGCUCUGUGUUCCACACGGCCAAGGCUAGUCUCCCAUUUAUGCUUCUUGGGAGACUAGCCUUGACUGACUCAAAGUAAACAAGGAAGAAUUCUCAAAAGCACUGCCAUUAACUGGGAUUGGCAUGAGGCGGUGGGAUUAAGCUGCCUACUGUGUGUGCCCCAGAAUGACACAGACACUCUCCACGGUCCCUUCCUGCUGUGAGCAGUGGGAGGUCAGAGAAAACCUAGUGUGAUACAGAGCACACCUGGCCCUUUUCUACCUAUUAUGAGUGGCCUAUUAUCAUUGGCCAGAAAACCCGACCUUUAAGUCACUCCUCUGCAUUAAAGCAUGUGGAAACGCAUAGGUGAUCUGGGAGAGGAAGGUGCCAUAUCAGCCCAUGAACUCCAUAGACCAUGAAUUUGGCUUUUGGAUCCGCUAGGAAGACAGAGAACAGGUUCUGAGAGGUCAUGUGGGCUCUUCGCAAGGGAAGGCAAGUGAGGGAUGCAACGAGGACUUGAGAUUUGGCAAAGGAAUGAGAAAGAAGGAAAGAACCUUCAGAAGAUGCAAGCGUGAAGCAGCUCACCCUAAACGUCACAGGCUGAUGGAGCUUCAGGCUGGAGCUAUCGCAGAGUGAGGGUGGUGCCAGGCUCUGCGCCCACCUUGCCCUUCUUACCUGGGCAUGGGGUUGUGGCAGGCGUCUUCACCAGUAGCCCUCACCUCAUCACAGGGAUUCUUUCUGCCUUUCCUAAUCCACUCAGCUCUGGCUGGAGGGGCUUAGAAUAAAACACUGGUGGUGGGGCUUCUCCUUCUUGUCAAUUUUCUCAGUGCCUUUGGAGAUGGGUCCAAAAUACAGCUUUGGGAAGCAACUCUGGAGAGCCCACUUAGAAGAAGAGUAUGUCCGAGGGUUCAGUCACUUGAAACAGAGUCUGAAACCGGACUCCUUGAACUGUGGUCCUGAGCUGCAGACACCAAAUACCUCCUGGAUACAGGUGCCUGGUAUAGCUUUUCUCAUCUAAUACUGACACGUCCCUGUGACGCAGAGCGUCAUUGCCCCAUUUACAAAUGACAUAGCUGAGGCCCAGAGGGGCAAAGUAACUUGUCCAACGUCACACAGCUAAUCAGUGGCAGAGUUAAGGUCUGAACCUGGCUCUGACUGGCUCCAGAAACUCCUUUCCUCUAUUUGGCAUUUCUCUGUGGAGAUUAUUCUAGUAUAUUGAUAGCCUACAUUUAUUUAGCACUUUUUGUAUUACGCACUUUACAUAUGUUUUCUCAUUUAAUCAUUACAGCAACUCUGAGUUAGGUACUGUUAUAGCUUCCCUUUUACGUAGGAGGAAUCUGAGGCUCAGAGAAGUUAAGUAACUUGCCCAAAGAUACCCUGCUAGUCUCUGCCAGAACUUGGAUUUGAACCUCAGUCUGCCUGGCUUAAAUGAGGCUGCAGAGUCAGGAAGGACCUAAAGAGGCUGGAGAUUUUUACCAUAAAUAUUGAUUCUUCCGCAAAAGAAUGUGAACAUCUUAAUGGCCUUUAAGAAGCUUUGCAAAUAGUUUUCAAAAAUGAUGCAACAUGGCAGAGAAAAUGCACUUGGCUUCCAGCUUGCUCCACAGCCAUUAACAGCCCCCUUCCAUGGCUCCCACCUCCUGCGUCUCCUGAGAUCAAGGCAAUGGGGAGGGAGGGCUGGCAGGAGGCGGUCCUUUGUGGGCCCAAGUCCCUUUGGCUCCUAAGUGUCCGCGUUCUGUUCUCUUCCAAGUCCCUUCAUCCUUAAGCUGAUUCUCCAACAAGAUGCAACGAACAGAUGCAAUGUCUACCCCGUGCUGGGUGAGUUCCCGAGGCCACGGGCUGUUUGGAAUCACACUUCAUUAAGAGACAAACUGUUCCUUCCCUUGUUGUGCCUUAAUGCUUAUGACAAGGCAGCUCUGAAUUGACCCCAAGCUGGAGCCUCUGAAUGCUGUAAAGAGUUUGAACAUAGACAGUUUGAGAGCAAAAAGGGAGCUUUAAAUAUUGCUCAGUGGCCCCCAUCAUCCUUCUUCCCAUGUUUACUGAGGCACGAGAUGGCAUGGGAUCUGUCCCAGGUCACAGCAGCAGACAUCAGCGACUUGGACCUCCUGGCUCCUAGGAUGCUGCUUUUCCUGGGCUUCUGGGAGUCCAGGCCAGACUAGGGGAGCCAGGAAUUCAUGUUGUCAUCAGAAAAGCUGAUCAACAGGAGCACAAUUCAAACCCGCUGUUUUCUUCUUUAGAGUCUGGCCUCCCUCUUUUUGGAUGCUCUGCCGGCCUUCCUGUUCUAACUUAGGUUCCUGUCAAGUACUUAAAUGCAGCCAGAAGGUCCCAUACAGUCUUGUCCCCACAGCUUCAUGUGACCCUCUCCAUGGGUCAUGCAUACAUCAUCCCUGCAGUGUGCAAAGUGUGCUCACCUGCAUUGCUGCCCAGGCAACCAACACACUUAGUUCCCAGAGCCUUCUCUCUAGACCCAGGACUCAGCAACGGGAACAUAUUUAACCCUGCCUCCUGGGUGGGGUGGGCGGGUUGAGGGAUCAUGAGGACCAGAAGUAGAGGGACAAGAAGAGAAGGUGGUGUUUGAAGAUGGAGGAGGGGCAGGAGAGGGGACAGAAAGGUCCCGGAGCAUGAUGAUGAAGGAAAAGUAUCUGACAUUCAUGAAGCACCUAUGAUGGUUCAGACACAAACAUCAAAAGCCUCAGAUUGGCCCAGGCAAAAGAGGAUCAUCAUAGCAAGGUGGCGUGGGGGCACAGAAAGUUAGUGUUCCAGAACAGAAUUCACUAGCUCAGAGUUGCUCAGCUAAUGAGGUAUGGAGCUGGGCUUUGAAUCAGGUCAGCUGCCUGAAUGCCCAAUUUCUUCGGCCCUUGGAAGGAGAGGGUCAGGGGAGGAAGAAGGAAGAGAGAAGAGGAGAGAAAUGAAGUCAAAAGAGAAAGAGGAAUUAGAUUUCAGAAUCAUCUCCAGCUGACUCUUGAGCCAGCAAGGACAGGGAGCAGGGAAGAGCAAGAACAUGAAGGGCCUCAGGCACUGGGAUGCCUUUGCCAGCCUUAGAUAAUUUCCAGGGUACAUAGGGCCCUGCAAGUUCUCAGGCUCCCUGUCCAGAGAAGAGGCACAGAGAUUCUGGCAGCAAGGUUUAGAAGGGGUGAGGAAACUGGGCACUGACCAAGGGAGGGGAUUGGCUCAAAUUCGACCCCAGAGUUAGCUCUAGUGGGAUUGGGAGCCUGGGUGAGUGAGAGAAGACAGAAUCCAAUCAUGAGAACAGCAAGGGACCUUCAAACUCAUCUUGUCCAGAUGUCUCCCAUUUCGCAGAUGAGGGCACUGAGGUUUCGAGAGCUUCUCUUUGAGGACUCUGGAAAAUGAGGUGAUGUUUGGUUUGGAUGGAAAUGGUCAUCGGUGAUUCCUCAACUCCUGCCCUGCAUCCCUCUCUCGUUCCUCCCUGACAUGUUAUGCUCUUGUUGGGGCUGGGACGCCCAAGGACCAUGGUUAUCAAAUCCUGGGUUUGGAAAAUUGCUGCUGGGGGUGCUAUCUAGGACCAGAGAGGAAUAUACUAUUUCUACUGUGAACUAAUUCAGCAGGGGGUCUGCUUAAUUCCUCCCUUUGAGAACAAAGUUUCUCUCGAAUAAAGAGACUGAAGCAAGA
This is a messenger RNA of Cebus imitator (Panamanian white-faced capuchin), 5331 nucleotides long. It is a transcript of the gene CMKLR1, whose product is annotated as chemerin chemokine-like receptor 1. Bases 429 to 1544 code for a protein of 371 amino acids. Gene Ontology annotation, cellular component: plasma membrane. Gene Ontology annotation, biological process: phospholipase C-activating G protein-coupled receptor signaling pathway; positive regulation of macrophage chemotaxis; inflammatory response. Lineage: Eukaryota; Metazoa; Chordata; Mammalia; Primates; Cebidae. The transcript is spliced from 3 exons. The record is from RefSeq and is a predicted model, not a curated record. Gene Ontology annotation, molecular function: G protein-coupled receptor activity; complement receptor activity.